UGAAUGAGAAGCAAAGAGAAUCCACAACAUCGGCAAGUGAACAGAAACAAAAGGAGAAGAUCCACCUCAAACUCCUCUCCCCAGCCUGCUUCUACCUCUCCUCUUCUUCUUUUCUUCUCUCUGCAGCCUUCCCCUCGUUAAAAAUCUUACCUUUAACCAAAUCUGGUUCAUAGAAGAGAAGGCCCGUAUCACCAAAUAAGCAUAAUUAUAACAGAGUUGAGAGAGAGAGAACAUAGAAGGAUGAUAGAAGAAGAAGAGCCCAACUGGCUCACUAGGAGGGAGGAGUUACCGAGACCCGAGGAACUGAUGCCACUUUACCAAUCUCUAAUCACUCCCGACCUCGCCCUCGCCUUCGACAUACUAACUCCAAACCCUAGCGCGGCACCUGGCCUUAACGCCCAUGAUACUGCGGCGAACCACCACCCUGCGCAAGCGCUGCUUGGGGUGCCGGACUUCGAAUCCCCGAACCACUCGAGUCCCGCCGGCAGCGGCUCCGGCGGCAAUGAGCUUGCACGCACGUUGAAGCGACCGAGACUGGUGUGGACGCCGCAGCUCCAUAAGCGAUUCGUGGACGCGGUAGCCCAUCUUGGGAUCAAGAACGCCGUUCCCAAGACCAUAAUGCAGCUUAUGAGCGUCGAUGGUCUCACUCGUGAGAACGUCGCCAGUCACUUACAAAAGUAUCGCCUUUAUCUUAAACGGAUGCAGGGACUCAGCUCCGCCGGCCCUCCCUGUCCGAUGUCGGCAGCUGAUGCUGCCACCGAGCAGCUCUUCGCCAGCACCCCUAUUCACAACCCCUUCCUGGCCCGUGGCGCCUCCGGAACUGGGCAAGAGUCGUUUAUGCAGUUUAUGGCUCCCCCAUUGCUUCAGCAUCAUCAACAUAUAGCAGCUGCCGCUUCUUUGGCUCAACAGCGGUUCUACCACCAGACACAACAUUUUGGGUCGCCAAUGGCAACCGGCGUAGGCUAUGAUUAUGGAUUCCCGACAAUGACGGGGGGUUCUGGAUUGGGUAUGCGGCACUCCUCGCCCUUGGCUGUUCCACCAAAUUCUUAUGGAGAAGGUAUUGAUUCAGGAUCAAGGAGGAGAGUUCUAACUCUCUUUCCCUCUGGCAGUGAAGAUUGAGAAUAAGAUGAGUAUUUACCCAGAAUCAUCCUUCACAUUAUUGGUUGAAGUUAUCUUUAUUACGUAUUAGCCUGCUUUCCAUGUUCUGGUAGUUCUAUUUUCUGAUUUGAGGUCUCACUCUCUUCCUGCUUUAAGCUGUUUGUUGCUACUUCUAUUCUUGGAUCUUACAGCCCACUGUAAUAUUUGUUACGAUUCCUUAUUUACUGGGAGGGUUCCUCUUGUAUAGACCAGUAGAGUGAUAUGGAUACCUAAAUUACCCUGUUCUUUGCUGUUCUCCAACAGGUGUCAAUUGUGGGAAAUAUACUUCAGAUUUUUUGUUUUGCUUGCAUUUAAAAUCUUAAUGGACUUUCUUGUUUCUUCCUUUGUUGUA
Molecule: messenger RNA, 1489 nt
Organism: Dendrobium catenatum
Lineage: Eukaryota; Viridiplantae; Streptophyta; Magnoliopsida; Asparagales; Orchidaceae
Product: transcription factor MYBC1
Exons: 1
Coding region: 241-1119 (292 amino acids)
Biological process (GO): regulation of DNA-templated transcription
Cellular component (GO): nucleus
Molecular function (GO): DNA binding; DNA-binding transcription factor activity
Source: RefSeq, a predicted model, not a curated record